AUGUCAGUUGUUGUUACAUUACCGCUUGUACAACAAUACCUAUCACAAUAUGGAAUAACAACAUAUUUGAUACUUGGAAGUAUUGGAUUAUUUCUUAAUAUAGCUUACUUUACUCAACCCGCAUAUCGUGACAAAUCGUUUUCACUUUAUAUUAUAACAAUGUCAAUAUGUGGUUUACUUGGUUUACAUAUCUCUACUGUACCAAUCAUUUAUGCAUUAUAUAAUCCAUAUCCACUUACUUACAAUGCUUUCUUUUGUGCAAUACAAUUCUAUCUACGACAUUCAUUCAAUGAAUUAAUGAGAACAUUUUUUGUUCUUGCCUGUGCUGAUCGAUAUGCAUCUAGCAGUACACAAGCAAAGAUUCGUAGAUUUAGUCAGUACAAAGUGGCAAUCCGGGUUAUUCCAUCGGUUUUGCUUUUUUGGUUUAUAGUGUCUAUUUUUCCAACUAUGAUGCGUACAUUAGAUAAAGGUGUCUGUGAUGCUAGAAGUGGUGUAAUUCAUACUGUUUAUGCAAUUUAUAUUUUAAUGAGUCUUGGCAUUUUCCCAUUAACAGGUUCUUCAGUAUUUGCUAUAUUACUAAUUAAAAACAUGAAAUCAACACGUCAACGUAUUCAUCCAACUAUAACUCUUGAACCAGAACCGCAUAAUCUUCGAAAACGUGAUCGAGAUAUGCUGAGAAUGUUAUUGGUUGAAUUGAUUGGUUAUAUUCUUACCACUAUACCAAAUACAGUCAUCCAAAUUUAUAAAUCAGCUGCUGCUAAUGUAGUUAAAACAAAAGAUCGGCUUGCAAUUGAGAACUUUACUAUUUAUUUAGCUCAGAUAUUUUUACUUUAUCUCACCAAUACUUUAUCAUUUUGGGUCUUUUUAUCAGCAUCACAAACUUAUCGUACUGAACUCAAAAAUAUGCUCAUUAGAUGGUAUCGGUUUAUCACUCGUCAAAGAAUCAACCAAUAG
Molecule: messenger RNA, 954 nt
Organism: Adineta steineri
Lineage: Eukaryota; Metazoa; Rotifera; Eurotatoria; Adinetida; Adinetidae
Source: the annotation of a GenBank genome assembly